AACUCACCGUACAAGUAGGCCGUUUUCACGUCAAAGUGUUUCAAUGCCAUUUUCUUUUUGCUUGCCGUUGCUAAUAACACCCGAAGUGUUGUUUGGUUAGUUACUGGUGCGAAAACUUCAUCGAAAUCCACUCCAAAUUUCUCGACAACCAACUGCCUUUCGGCCAACCGGCUGCUGCUUGCUGAAAAGUUUUCGGUUCAACAUCAUCAGCACUCAAAGAACCAGCAGCAUACGAUUCCUCGAUGUAUCUGCGUGGUGCUACUCCUUUUGUCGACCGUUUCGACCGCCGUGCUAUUUCAUCCAAAGGAAAGCCACGAAACGAAUCGUUUCCUUCAGAAGCACUAUCGUAAGAUGAUCCAAUCUGUUCCUGGAUUGCACCAUCAGGCUCUUCGUCUGCAUCAGCGGAAUCCAAAUCACUCCCAUAAUCGACCAGGCGUUCAUUUUCCGAUGGCAAUGCAAGCGGCACUUGGAAUACUCCUCCUGUCUCCAGAUCCCGAUUUGGAAAAACUCCUUCGGGUUCAAGAAACGAUAUGCCUUUCGACCAUCAGCGUACCCAACGAACACCAACUUAUCAGCUUUGUAAUCCAGUUUCCGCCGUUUCUCUUUGGGUAUAUGUACGUACGCUUUGGAACCAAAAAUCCUCAGAUGGCCAUACGAUGGCUUUUUACCAUGCCAGAGCUCAAACGGUGUGUUUGUAACGGUAGACGACGGCAAACGAUUCUGCAAAUAAUUUGCUGUGCAUAUCGCCUCGCCCCAGUACUUCUUCUCCAACCUUGCUUCCGAAAACAUACACCGCAGCAUCUCCACAAGAUAGCGAUUUUUCCGCUCAGCGACGCCGUUUUGCUGUGGCGAAUACGGUGCUGUCUGUUGGUGUACUAUACCACUUUCAGCGAAAUACUUUUGCAAAGAGUUACUCAAAAACUCACCACCACCGUCAGAACGAAAUUUCUUAGGAAAGUUCCCGAACUGGUUCUUCACCAGAGCGCAAUAUUCACGAAUUCGAGCCUCCGCAUCCGAUUUUUGUUUCAACAAAUAAACCAUCGUGUAUCGACUAAAAUCGUCUACCAAUACUAUGUAGAAACGAUUACCACUUGGUGUUACUUCUUCCAUCGGACCGCCCAAAUCAGCAUGCACAAGAUCUCCUACGGAAUCAGAUUUGCUGUCAGACACCUUCGGAAAGGAAUCUCGACUCAUCUUUCCUUCACUGCAUGGACCACAUACCGACCGGACGUCACAUGGAUUUAUUUUCAACCCGUAUCCCAGAUUAUCACGAACUAUUUUGUCAACUGCUUGCAGAUCCCGAUGUCCAAAUCGCCGAUGCCAUAAAUGCUUGCACAUACCAUCAUGUCUUGGAUUCGCCAGAAGUGCUUUUUCCGAAACGUGAUUCAAGUGGAUGUGACAUUUAUUUUGUUCAAACAAGACCUGAAAUCCCAAAUCAGUGAUUCUACUCACCGACAGCAAGUUAGCAGCAAGCGACGGAACGUGCAAAACAUUAUCGAGUUUAACGUUUAUUUUUGCACCAGUUCCGUUGGACGAGACUAUGUUACUCGAGCCGGUUCCAGACGAUUGGAUAGAUUUCCCAUCUGCCAAACAAACAACAGUCGCUUUGGACGUAUCAACGACACCAUGCAACAAUGACGCAUCACUCGCCAUAUGAGCAGUUGCACCUGAAUCUAGGUACCAAAAAUCAGACCGUUCAACACUGCUUGCAGCCAAGCAAACUUCAAAACCGGAACUAGAAUCAACGGCAACAUUCGCCUUCUAAUUGUCAGGCUUCUUCUGUUCACGCUUAUCCUGGGCAAAUUUCCGGCAAUCCCUCCGAAAAUGCCCCUCCUUUUUGCAGUAAUGGCACACCACAUUUUUCUUCGCACUACGGUUGCCUAGACUGUUCGGUUUAACCGUAUUCAUUACCAGUGCCUUUUCACCACUAUGACACUCACUUUCGACACGACGUCGACCCUCAUCGAGCAGCUUACCCUUCACAAAGUCUACAGUUAGGUCUGCAUCUGGUCGACUUUCCAGCGCUACGAUCAACCCAUCGUAGGAUUUUGGAAGGCUGCACAACGUUAAUGCCACGAACCAGUUGUCUUUCACUUCCUCACCUAACGCUGUUAAUCGAAGUCGCAACGCAGCCAUAUCCUUCAAGUGAUCCGCCAUGCUACCAUUUUCGGGCAUCCGGAUGGUAAUCAACAGUUUCACUACGUGGAUUAUACUGGACAGAGAUGCGCGCUCGUGGUAAUCUUUCAGCGCGUCCCACAUCUCCUUAGCCGUCUGCUUCGUCAUAACAUGAAUGAGCUGCGUGUCCUCCAAAGCCAAUCCGAUCAACGCUUGAGCUUUCUCAUCAUUUGAGACCCAGGUUGCAUCAGCAUUCUCAGGCUUCGGAUCCAUGACAACUUUCAGCAGCUUUUCCCUUGUUAGAAGCAAACGCAUUUUGAAUUUCCACACUGCGUAGUUUCCGUCACUCAGCUUUUCAAUUGUGGCUUUUGUCUCCGCCAUCUUGUUUUUCACAAGCACUCGUUUCUUCCGAUGCGACACAAACGAUAAACUACGCCACCAAAAUCCACUAUAGGCGAGUUCGAGCAAAACUAAUAGCAACCGUUCGCUACCUGGUUGUGAUUAGGGUAAAUGAUUUUGAAAUGGACCUAGUCGAAUUCUGAUCUUGAAUGGACCUAUUUUUAAA
This is a messenger RNA of Sabethes cyaneus, 2680 nucleotides long. RefSeq lists its product as uncharacterized. The transcript is spliced from 5 exons. NCBI's taxonomy places the organism in Eukaryota, Metazoa, Arthropoda, Insecta, Diptera, Culicidae. The record is from RefSeq and is a predicted model, not a curated record. The coding region runs from base 352 to 1326 and encodes 324 amino acids.